This is a messenger RNA of Quercus lobata, 477 nucleotides long. Its product is annotated as proteasome subunit alpha type-2-A-like. Lineage: Eukaryota; Viridiplantae; Streptophyta; Magnoliopsida; Fagales; Fagaceae. Gene Ontology annotation, cellular component: proteasome core complex. The record is from RefSeq and is a predicted model, not a curated record. The transcript has 7 exons.
AUGAUAUAUUUGGGUAUUGCAGCUGCUAAUGGUGUUGUUAUUGUGACCGAGAAGGAACUUCCUUCUAUCUUGGUUAAUGAAGAAUUUGUUCAAAAGAUACAGUCUCUCACAUCAAAUAUUGGAAUUGUUUACAGUGGUAUGGGUUCAGAUUUUUGAGUUUUGGUUUGAAGUAGGAAGCAGGCAGAACAAUAUCAUAUAGUUUAUAAGGAAUCUGAACCAAUUCCUGUUACGCAACUUGUAACGGAAACUGCAACUAUUAUGAAGGAGUUCACUCAGUCUGGUGGUGUAAGGCCCUUUGGAGUACCACUGCUGGUUGCUGGGUUUGAUGACUAUGGAUCACAAUUAUACCAGAUGGAUCCGUCAGGUUUGUAUUUCUCAUGGAAGGCCUCAGCAGUGGGGAAGAAUGUUUUAAACGCAAAAACAUUCCUAGAGAAGAGGCAUUUGAAUUAGAAUUUUGCUGACACUUGCAUUUCAAAC